UCACUCGGAGUGAAUCAGUUCUCCUGAAGUCAAAGUGUUUCUCUUAUAGCUGAAACGCUGUUUUGUUGCUGUUGGGGGAAAGAAAGAAGAACUCCAACCCCAGGCAGAAAUGGUGACAUUAAUGAAACACAACAUGGAGUGUUGAGUAAAAGAGUGAAAUUCAUUCAAUCCAAGGGCUCAGCGUCUUCAGGAGUCAGCAGUGAGUCCAUGAGCUGUGUGUCCAUACACUAAUAUUCAAAAAUGGAGAGCCAUUAUCUGGACACAGAUAAUGUGACCCCACCCUCAGAAGAGCAUAAACUCCAGAUGAAGAGAUCAGACUCGCCAGAACCCAGCUGUGUCUCCAUGAAGAGUGAGGAGUCUAUGGAUCCUCCUUUCGACCUUAAAAAGGGGAACCCCUCAUCUGUCCACAGUAAACUCCAGAUGAAGAGAUCAGACUCACCAGAACCCAGCUGUGUCUCCAUGAAGAGUGAUGGGUCUAUGGAAUGUCCUCAUGUGGUCUUUAACAGUGGAAACCCCUCAUCUAUACACAGAAAAUGGCCUGUGACCCUGUCAUACCAGCUGGUUGUGCUUUCCAGAGACUUCACCAAUUUCUUCUCAAUGGCCAGCAGAGCAAGACUACUUAAACGUGUUUUACAGAAUGCAGAAGAUGGAAUAGAAAAGCUCUUCAUCACAGAUACAAGACACGCCCCAGAAUCUGCUCCUGGAAAUGAAGUCCAGAAAAAGUUCAAAUUAAAUCUGAUGAAGAAGUUUCAGUGUUUAAAUGGAGUGAUAAUAAAGCAGGAAAACCGAGUGCUCCUGAAUGAGAUCUACACAGAGCUCUACAUCACAGAGGGAGACAGUGGAGAUGUCAAUAAAGAACAUGAGGUGAGACGGAUCGAGGCAGUGUCCAGGAGAAAAACACCAAUCAAAUGCAAUGACAUUUUUAAGCCCUUAUCUGAAGAAGACAAACCAAUCAGAACUGUAGUGACAAAGGGAGUGGCUGGUAUCGGAAAAACAGUCUCUGUCCAGAAGUUCAUUGUGGACUGGGCUGAAGGGAAAGCAAAUCAGGACGUCCCCAUCAUAUUUCCACUUCCUUUCAGAGAGCUGAAUCUGAUGAAGGACCAAAACCUGAGUCUGAUGGAGCUCCUUCAUAUCUGUUUCAAGGAAACCAAAGAAACAGAAAUGUCCAGGUUGGAAAAGGUUCUGUUCAUUUUUGAUGGAUUGGACGAGUGUCGUUUCCCUCUGGAUUUCCAGAACACAGUGAGUGUGUGUGAUGUAACUGAAUCAGCAUCAGUGUGUGUGCUGCUGAUAAACCUGAUCAAAGGGAAUCUGCUUCCCUCUGCUCUCAUUUGGAUCACCUCCCGACCAGCAGCAGCUGAUCAAAUCCCCUCUGAGUAUGUCCAUCGAGUCACAGAGGUACAAGGGUUCAAUGACCCACAGAAGGAGGAGUACUUCAGGAAGAGGGUCAGUGAUCAGAGCCUGGCCGAGAACAUCAUCACACACCUGAAGUCAUUAAGAAGUCUCUACAUCAUGUGUCACAUCCCAGUCUUCUGCUGGAUUUCAGCUGCUGUUCUAGAGAGAAUGUUGGGUGAAGCAGAGAGUGGAGAGAUCCCCAAGACUCUGACUCAAAUGUACACACACUUCCUCAUCAUUCAGACAAACAUCAUCAGAGGAAAGUACUCAAAGAAGCAGGAGAGUGAUGAAGAAAUGCUUCUCAAACUGGGAAAACUGGCUUUUCAGCAGCUGGAGAAAGGCAACCUGAUCUUCUAUGAGGAAGACCUGAGAGAGUGUGGCGUUGAUGUGAGAGAAGCAGCAGUGUACUCAGGUGUGUGUACACAGAUCUUUAGAGAGGAGGUUGGGCUUCACCAGAGUAAAGUGUACUGCUUUGUUCAUCUGAGCGUUCAGGAGCAUCUCGCAGCUCUGUAUGUGCAUCUGACCUUCAUGAAGGAAAAGAGAAAUGUUCUUGUUCAGAGUCAGUCCUUUAAGAAAAUUUCAGAUGUACACAGGAGUGCUGUAGAUCAGACCUUAAAAAGUCGGACUGGACAUCUGGAUCUGUUCCUCCGCUUUCUUCUGGGUCUCUCACUGGAGUCCAAUCAGAAACUCUUACAUGCCUUAGUAACACAGACAGGAAGUAGCUCCCAGAGCAAAGAGGAAACAGUUCAGUACAUUAAGAUGAUGAUCAAUGAAAAUCUUCCUGCAGAAAAAUCCAUCAAUCUGUUCCACUGUCUGAAUGAACUGGGUGACGAUUCUCUAGUGGAGGAAAUCCAACACUACCUGAAAUCUGGAAAACAAAGUGAACUCUCUCCUUCACAGUGGUCUGCUCUGGUGUUUGUGUUAUUGACUUCAGCACAGGAGCUGGAGGAGUUUGACCUGAGUAAAUAUACCAGUACAGAGAAGAUAAAAGAUUGGGUUCUUGUGAGGGUGAUGCCGGUGAUUGCAGCAUCCAGAAAAGCAAUGAUCAGUUGUGAUUCAAUUAAAUGGAGAAGCGCUGAAGCUCUGGUCUCAGUGCUCAACUCAGAAACCUCCAGUCUGAGAGAACUGCAUCUGACUGUGAAGACACUGGAUCUGACUGGGAAUAAACUAGAAGACUUAGGAGUGAAGCGUCUCUGUGCUGUACUGGAGAAUCCUCACUGUAAAGUGGAGAAACUCAGGUUGUGUGGUUGUGGUGUCUCAGAUGAAGGCUGUGCUGCUCUGAGUUCAGCUCUGAGAUCAAACCCCUCACACCUGAGAGAACUGAAUCUGAACAAUAAUAAUCUGGGAGACUCAGGAGUGAAGCGUCUCUGUGCUGUACUGGAGAAUCCUCACUGUAAACUGGAGACACUGGGGUUGUGGGGUUGUGGUGUCUCAGAUGAAGGCUGUGCUGCUCUGAGUUCAGCUCUGAGAUCAAACUCCUCAUAUCUGAGAGAACUGAAUCUGUCUGAUAAUAAUCUGGGAGACUCAGGAGUGAAGCGUCUCUGUGCUGUACUGGAGAAUCCUCACUGUAAACUGGAGACACUGGGGUUGUGUGGUUGUGGUGUCUCAGAUGAAGGCUGUGCUGCUCUGAGUUCAGCUCUGAGAUCAAACCCCUCACACCUGAGAGAACUGAAUCUGUCUAAUAAUAAUGUGGGAGACUCAGGAGUGAAGCGUCUCUGUGCUGUACUGGAGAAUCCUCACUGUAAACUGGAGACACUGGGGUUGUGGUAUUGUGGUGUCUCAGAGGAAGGCUGUGCUGCUCUGAGUUCAGCUCUGAGAUCAAAUCCCUCACACCUGAGAGAACUGGGUCUGUAUGGGAAUGAAAUAGGAGACGCAAGAGUGAAGCUGCUUUCUGCUCUUAAGGAUGAUAAACAUUAUUAACAACAGGAAUUCCUGUUUUGAUGAACAUCUGUGUGUGUGAUGAAGACUCUGGUGUUCCUGCAUUUCCAUGUUUGGGAACCAGUGUUGGUUUUGGCAGCCAUUUUUUAUUUAGUUUUAGUCUUAGUCUUUUGGACAAAAUGCUUAUUAGUUUUAGUCACAUUUUAGUCAAUUCUAUCCUUGAUGGUUUUGGUCUAGUUUUAAUCAUUCAUUUUAGUCAAAAAAAUAAUUACUUUAAAACAUUAAAUUAGGCCAAUACAGAGAUAGGAAAUUGUAACUGAGGUUGACAGGUUGUGCAUAACAUACUCUCUACAUAAACGCUGUCUAGUGUGCAUGCUCUCUACAUAAACGCUGUCUAGGGUGCAUGCUGUCUACAUAAAUGCUGUCUAGUGUGCAUGCUCUCUACAUAAACACUGUCUAGUGUGCAUGCUCGCUACAUAAACGCUGUCUAGUGUGCAUGCUCUCUACAUAAAUGCUGUCUAGCUCUCUACAUAAAUGCUGUCUAGCUCUCUACAUAAACGCGGUCUAGUGUGCAUGCUUGCUACAUAAAUGCUGUCUUGUGUGCAUGCUCUCUACAUAAACGCUGUCUAGUGUGAAUGCUCUCUACAUAAACGCUGUCUAGUGUGCAUGCUGUCGACAUAAACGCUGUCUAGUGUGCAUGCUGUCUACAUAAACGCUGUCUAGUGUGCAUGCUCUCUACAUAAACGCUGUCUAUUGCAGACAUCCCAAGUCUCCCGGAAGUUCCGGGAGUCUCCCGCAUAUUGAUAGCGGCUCCCUGAUGCCCGCAAAUUGGAUAAUAUCUCCCGGAAUCUAGAGCAAACGAGCAAGAGCGUGCACGCAAAACAUUAAUGUCUGCAUCGCGCAUAUGACUGAGUGCGUGAGGGAGAGCGAGAGAGACUGCGUGUGUGCCUGUUCAUGUAGCGCAUGCUAGACAAAGAGCAUCCUGAUUUUGUAUGUCUGUAAACCACUCAUUUCAGGGAGGUGUUGUGACACCCCCCCGCUGAUGGGGGAAAAACGUCAUGCGUCACGACACCUCCCUGAAAUGAGUUUCUGCAGGUUGGGAUGUCUGCUAGUGUGUAUACUCCAUUGUUCACAGACUCGUGUUUCUGCCUCCGUUUAACAUGUCGCAAUGUGCUGAUAGAGCACAAACAUGUCAUGAUGAACACACAACUAAAAGAUGACCACGCUGUCCGUUAAUGUAAAUAUGAUGGCUAAACAUGCUGCUAACAUAGUAGCCAGGUGUGCUGCUGCUCAUUUAGACAUAUUCAGGCACAGCAACAGGUCUGAUAAGCUACAUUUCCCCCCAUAUGAUUCACAGUAACUCAAAUAUGGGUCAAUAUAUGACAAAGCAUUCAGUUGCUGUCCCACCAAAAAUCCCUGCAGGACAAGUUUUACUCAUGACAUGUUAAUUGAAUUUAAGUUAGCUUAACCAAGCCAACUUUAGCAUGAAGCUAGCGGUCCCAUUCAUUUUCGCCAGGUCACGGUGUUUUGGAAAACUUCAUAGGAAAUUCAUCACAGCCCGAUUGUUGAGUGACAUUAACCAAAGCUAGCAAACGUAUACAUGAUCUGUUAACAGGACUUCUUGUAACGUUAACUUACCGUUGCAGAAAUAGCAGCAUGAUGAGCCUUUAGAUGGCUCUUGAGGUCGGUCGUAUUCUUGCCACGUAGUUUAUAGCCACAGCGUGUACCUCUGUCUCCCACUACAAGGCAUUCCGUUUUAUUUUCUGCUGGAUUAUGUGUAAAGUAUGUCCAUAAAUCAUUACAUCUUUUCUGCCCACCAAGCCCUUGUGCUGGCAUUGCUGAUGGUCCAUGAACUGUGUGGCUGCCCCGGUGUGCACUGUGCCUGGACAUGCCUGGUGGUGGGCAUGACCAAACAAGGACAGGAUGCAGUGCAUUGCUGAUAUUUUCAGCAUUUGUCAGACAGGUUGCAUGCACCGUUGGAGGAAAUGCCAUGCAUUUUGAUAGUCCUAUAGCCAACCCACUAACAUUUUCGUCUUGUCUCAUCAACGAAAACAACAGAUACGUCUCGUCAUAUUUUCGUGAUCAAAGAGUUAUGUUUAGCUCGUCGCUGUCUCGUUUUAGUUAUGAAAAAAGGUGCGUUAACGAAAUCAUUUCAUCAUCGUCAUCAUUAACGAAAACACCAUUGGGAACAGGAGUGGAGGUGAAGUGCUGUUUGAGAGCCCUGAAUGCCUGGCCAGCCUCCGGAGUCCAUGAGAAGAGGGAGUGGCAUUUUCGAGUGAGCGCAGAGAUGGGGGCAGCAAUGGAGCUGAAGUUACGGAUGAACCUCCGGUAGAAAUUUGCAAAGCCCAAGAAUCUCUGCGUCUCCUUGAUUGUGUUGGGAACCGGCCAAUCCUGUACUGCUUUCACCUUCUUAGGGUCCAUGAGAAUCCUCCCCUCAGGGAUGACAUAGCCAAGAAAGGACACCUUGGGAACAUGAAAUUCACAUUUCUCAGUUUUAACAAAAAGGUUGUUCUUGAGGAGGCGACUGAGAACCUGUCGGACCUGCUGGAUGUGCUCGGAGGGGGUCUUAGAAAAAAUCAAAAUAUCAUCUAAAUAAACAAAAACAAAUCUGUUCAGCAUGUCAUGAAGGACAUCGUUUAUAAGGGCCUGGAACACAGCAGGGGCGUUUGUGAGCCCAAAGGGCAUGACCUGGUAUUCAUAGUGGCCAGUUGGGGUGUUAAAUGCAGUCUUCCACUCAUCUCCUUCACGAAUUCGGACCAGAUGGUAGGCGUUGCGAAGGUCCAAUUUGGUGAAGAUGGUGUCGUUUUGCAGGAGUUCGAAAACUGAUGACAUUAGUGGCAGGGGGUAACGGUUACGGAUAGUAAUCUUGUUGAGUCCUCUGUAAUUGAUGCAAGGCCUCAAGCCUCCAUCCUUCUUGCCCACAAAGAAGAAGCCAGCUCCGGCUGGAGAAGAGGAGGGUUGAAUGAAGCCUGAGGACAGUGACUCCUUGAUAUACUGUUCCAUGGCUAGGCAUUCUGACGCAGAGAGUGAGAAGAUACAACCCCUAGGUGGACAGGUGCCGGGCAGCAGGUCAAUGGCACAAUCAUAGGGUCUGUGAGGUGGUAGGGCCGCUGCUUUUCCUUUGCAGAACACUUCUCUCAAGUCAUGAUACUCGGGAGGCACUCGGGACAACUCGGGAGGGGCUUGGGACAACUUGGGAGGCUUGAGAAACUCGGGACAGGUACUUGAGACAAGACAGCUGGCAUGGCAGGUAGGGCCCCACUGGAGGAUCGUGCGUGAGCCCCAGUCUAGAUGAGGGUUGUGGCGAGUCAGCCAGGGGAAUCCAAGGACUAUGGGAAAUUCUGGAGACUGGAUUACAUGGAAUGACAGUUCCUCCUGGUGACUGUCGAUCCGUACAUGAAUGGUAGAGGUCAUUAGAUCUACAAGACCCCCACCCAAAGGUCGUCCAUCUAAGGCAGUCACUGACAGAGGGGGGUCAAGGCCAGAUGUGGAAAUCCCCAGACAUUGUGCUAGAGAGAGGUCCAUGAAAUUGCCGGCAGCACCAGAGUCAAUGAAGGGCUGGAGAGAGUGCCGCUGGUGAUCCCAGGAGAGAGUUACAGGAACAAAGAAGCCAGUGAAUGGGAGAUCAGGAGACGAUGUCACCCCCGUCACAGAUCUCCUGGGGCUGGACGGGGUUUGGCCUUUUCCCAGGAGUUCUGGGCAGGUGCUAUGAAAAUGUCCAGGCUUUCCGCAGUAAAUGCAGCAACGCUCCCUCAUUCGCCUAUCACGUUCUGCCUGAGACAGUCGAGUUCCCCCCAGCUGCCUGGGCUCCGGUCUUCCGUCAGAGGAGUCGACUGCUGGACUGCUACGGACUGGAACUGCUUGGUAAACGGAGCUUUUCGGGGCUUUGUUUCGUUCCUGCAGCCGAUUGUCCAGCCGGAUGACUUGAGAGAUCAACAACUCGAGGUCUUCAGCCUCCUCCCAUGAAGAUAGCCCAUCCUUGAUGUGGUCAGCCAAUCCACUGUAGGCCAUCAAUGAUUCGCUUAGCCAAUAGCAUGAAGACAAGUGUAACCCAAGAAAAACAAAAGAAAAUAUAAUGCUGAAUAGUGGCAUCUAGUGGCCAAGUAGAUGAACAGCAGGCUGAAAAGUCCACAGAACCUGACACCUACAGCCAGAACGGAAAGAAGGUGCUUUUAAAGCUUCCAAAGACGACCAGAAUGAUGAAAAAGCUGUUGGUCAGUAGGCACUCACACAGACGUUGGCAGGUCAGUAAACAGACAUAACUGAGUAAUUAACCGAUUAUCACUCACACACCAUAUUGACUGGCACAGUAGAUUGGGUCGAUGCCCUUCCUACACCCUUACACUGAAAAGCAGGAGCCUGAAUUUUGGAGAAAUUUUAAAUCUGUUUACUGGUGAAAUAAUGUGUUGGAUUUUACUGUUUACAGAUUUAACAAAAUGUUACAUAAAACUGGCUUCAUAAACUUCCCUUUGUUUGUAAUAGUUCUAAUGAAGUGGGAGUUUGAUUUUUUUUUUUUUAUGAAACCUUGUCUGAAUUUUGGGAAAUUUAAAAUAAAGAGAAUUUUUGUAUAAAAUUGUAUUAAAGGUUGUAUGAAUGUAAACCAAAACCAACAUUUUUUUUAAUCUUUUAUAUUUUUAGUAAAGAUUUUCACUUAUUCUGAAAAACUUGAGAAAAUGUUGAAUUUUAAGAUUUACUUUUGAAAACUACAUUUGAUUAAAAUUAUAUUUUAAAAAUCUCCUGAACUUGCAAGAUCAAGUGGAACCCAGCUGACAUAAUUAUAAAUGUACACCAUUGUAGGUAGAACAGCGCCACAGUCCCGCCUAAGAACUACAGAUCCCAUCAACCAACUUCCACGUUGACCUACGUCACGCCUGGGCGGGAUCACCUACGUCACUUCCUCCAUGAGCCCAUAAGUGACUCAACCACAGUCCGUCUAAGAACUACAAAUCCCAUCAACCAACUUCCACGAUGACCCACGUCACGCCUGGGUGGGAUCACCAAUGUCACAUCCUCCCUGAAGACAUAAGUUACUGAGUCAACUUCCGUUCUAUCUCUUUGGCUCUGCAACCACGCGGGAACAGACAUAAAGAGGCACUCUCUCAUCGGACCGUCCGAAACCACGACUUCUUUCUUGCAAGAAGAAAGAUUCAGCGCGUUUUUUUCUGUUUACCAUUGGCCACAGUAAAACUACUGAAAUCGUGCUAUUUCACUCAUUGAGUUACAACCGUUUUUUAUGUUUUUAUUAUUAAGGUAACGUUACGACUGCAGCCCAGAGCAGUUAAUUUAAAGUUAGAAGUGAUCGGAUUCCUUCUAACUAAAAGUACUGUGCACAUUGUUUGAUCAGAGACCUUCUUUACGAACGACGAAGCAUUGGACCAAGAAUUCUCUGCUUUCUACAGAAGUCUCCACGAGCUCCUGUGAACUUCAGCCUCUUCGUAGCUUCUCUGUAUUCCUACACAGGAGCAAAAUACUGAAGUAAGACUGGCAUUUUGGGCAAACUAGUCUUAGGAAUUAGCUUUAUGAAGUAGUGUGAAUUUAAACUCAGGAACGGUUUAAUUGUGUACACUGUAAACACUUAGGGUGUUGAAUUGAUUAUUGUUCUAUUUGUGUUGAUCUCUCAAUUGUUAAUAGAUAGGCUUUUACAUGCUCUUGCUAUCCUUUCUAACACCUUUAAUCUCAUGAUUACACAUAUUUUGACCUCAUCAAGUUUUCAGUGGAUUUAGUAAUGUUAUAAGCUAGUGUAGCUAGCAAAGCAGAGCUAAUUUUUUUGUUCCCACCACGUGGUCACACUCACCCAGAGUUUAUUCUUUUGUUUAGGCCACAGGCCUUACAAACACACCUUAGCUAGCAUCCCACGCUAGUCUUUUGUUUAGGCCACAAGGCCUCACACACACACACCUUAGCUAGCAUCCCACGCUAGUCUUUUGUGUAGGCCACAAGGCCUCACACACACACACACACCUUAGCUAGCAUCCCAUGCUAGUCCUUUGUUUAGGCCACAAGGCCUCACACACACACACCUUAGCUAGCAUCCCAUGCUAGUCUUUUGUGUAGGCCACAAGGCCUCACACACACACACACACACACACCUUAGCUAGCAUCCCAUGCUUGUCUUUUGUUUAGGCCACAAGGCCACACACACACGCACGCUCACCAAGUAUUUGACCAUAUCAUAUUUGUAUAUAAUGUAUUCAACUGCUAUUAUUCAAUUUUUAUCAUUGUUAUAAUAAACACAAUUAUUCUGUUAAA
Neoarius graeffei (lesser salmon catfish) is the source of this 9519-nucleotide messenger RNA. RefSeq names its product NACHT, LRR and PYD domains-containing protein 3-like. The transcript is spliced from 13 exons. The record is from RefSeq and is a predicted model, not a curated record. Bases 241 to 3312 code for a protein of 1023 amino acids. Lineage: Eukaryota; Metazoa; Chordata; Actinopteri; Siluriformes; Ariidae. Gene Ontology annotation, molecular function: protein binding.